CGGCGGCGCCGGGGGAUGCUCGUGCUGGGCCCGGCCUCUCCCUCCUCAACUUAGGGCGGCGGCGGGCCCGCGCCCCUGGCUCCCGGGCCAUGGCGCUGAGGGAGCUCAAAGUGUGUCUGCUGGGGGAUACAGGUGUAGGUAAAUCGAGUAUCGUGUGGCGGUUCGUGGAAGACAGUUUUGAUCCAAACAUCAACCCAACAAUAGGGGCAUCUUUUAUGACCAAGACUGUCCAGUACCAAAAUGAGCUACAUAAAUUCCUAAUCUGGGAUACAGCUGGACAAGAACGACCCUACUUUUGCACAGAUAAGGAAGAACAGAUCCUCUACCAUUACCGUUUUCGUGCCUUAGCGCCGAUGUACUAUCGAGGGUCGGCUGCGGCCAUCAUUGUUUACGACAUCACAAAAGAAGAGACGUUCUCAACACUGAAGAACUGGGUGAAAGAGCUCCGACAGCACGGCCCGCCCAAUAUCGUCGUUGCUAUUGCUGGGAAUAAGUGUGAUCUUAUCGACGUCAGAGAAGUCAUGGAGAGAGAUGCUAAGGACUAUGCCGACUCCAUCCAUGCGAUUUUUGUGGAGACCAGCGCGAAAAACGCGAUAAACAUAAAUGAACUGUUUAUAGAAAUUAGUCGAAGAAUUCCGUCCGCUGACGCCAACCCGCCGUCUGGCGGCAAGGGCUUCAAGCUCCGGAGACAGCCUUCCGAGCCGCAGCGAAGCUGCUGCUGACCGAGCCUCGGCCUCCCAGACUUGAUGAUGAAGUAGGUGGUCCAGAAGGUUAACAGGAGGGCUGGGGUCCCUGCCGGCAGGUUUCGCCUCGCCGGUUUGGGUCUUCAUGCAAAAAGGACUCAAGAGAGGUUGGCCAGUUCCGCUUCCUCUUUGGAGGCUGCAGCAGUAACAUUUCCGUCUGCAGACCGCCGUCGUGUCACGAGUCUGGUGUGCAAAGGGACUGCAUCGAUGGCUUUUGACCUUGCUGAAAAGGAACAUGUAAUUGUACGGAUGGUAGGAUUAAAUUGUUGAGUAGUUUUGUAAUCAAGAUUUUAUGUAACAUUUGUAAAGGGAAAAUUAGCACUUUCAUGGUUCUUGAGGAAGAAAAGACCUUGCAGAGAUUGUAAUUUCCUUGGUUUCCCGUUACCACUGUUAGAGGGAAUCGUAUCAUUUAAAAUGUGGUAGGUGAUCGUAAGUGGAGGGAUGGCAAUCAUUAUUGGGAGCUAAACUGGGUUAUUUAUAGGACUGAUGGAAAUGACUCCGUCCGCACCAUCUCUAAAGCACUUUAGCCCAUGAUAACAUACAGUAAAUUAAUAACGGUAACAACAGAUGCAUAGCUCACCCGAGGUUUGCAUUCCAACCUCGUCCUGUAUGUGUCACAAAACACAUCACUGGCACCUUUUUAAAUAAGCUCUCAUGAUCAAGAUGGUGGCGGUAGAGAAGCUGCAUGGAAUAAAUUGAAUUGCGUAUGUUUGAACUGACUAGCAGUGGUUUAAAAAAGAGGAAGAAGAGAGAUAGUAAAGAAAGUGGUGUAAAUUCUGUCAAUUUUUUAUUUAACCCAGAUAUUUUGGUGGGGAAAACAGUUACCUGUUGCUUAGCAUAUGUAAAGUUGUAGUCUAUAUUUAUGAGACCAUUGCUUAAAGAUUAUAAAUUAUGUAAAUACAUGAAUAAAUUCUAUGUUUCACCCAACACUCCAUUUAA
Leptonychotes weddellii (Weddell seal) is the source of this 1682-nucleotide messenger RNA. The record is from RefSeq and is a predicted model, not a curated record. Lineage: Eukaryota; Metazoa; Chordata; Mammalia; Carnivora; Phocidae.